Molecule: messenger RNA, 2825 nt
Organism: Zingiber officinale
Lineage: Eukaryota; Viridiplantae; Streptophyta; Magnoliopsida; Zingiberales; Zingiberaceae
Product: inactive TPR repeat-containing thioredoxin TTL3-like
Exons: 7
Coding region: 441-2561 (706 amino acids)
Cellular component (GO): cytoplasm
Molecular function (GO): protein binding
Source: RefSeq, a predicted model, not a curated record
CGAAGGUGAACUUACCUUCGACUUGGGUUGCUGCUUCUUCUCCUACUUCUUUGCGACGAGUAGAGAGAAGCGACGGGGAUUCUCGUGAUGCAUCAGGUGGAGUGAGUCGGGGACAUUAAAGAGGUAAGAAGGAGAGUUGUUCUUCUUUUUCGUCGUUUAGAUCUCGAGAUCUUGCUCUCAUUUCUUCCAUUUGAUUCUUUCCUUUGCCUCACUGAAUUCCCAUCUUCACAUUUAAUUCUUUGUUUUCACGAAAAGCUGGGAAAAUUUGACCUUUUCCUGUUCUUCCAUGUCUUCGUCCACUUAUCCCCUUUCAUCUCCCCAGAUCCAAACGUCCCUGCUGCCUUCUCUUCUCCGCACCGACCAGGCCGCCGCCUUGUAGUAUCAUCUUAUCUGCAAAAGUUGCAAUCUCUGGGUCUCUCUGGAAGAGAAUUGUAGCGAAAAUGUCCGACCACGUCGGCGCCUCCGUCGUCGGCACUCAGAAGCUGCAGUCAUUGGACUCCAUUUCGGACCGAUUCCACUCAGCUCUAAGCUUGGAGGCUAACAAGCCAGAUUUCAAGGACUUCCCCGUCCUUAGCUCCCAUGCUUCGUACCACCCGACGCGUCCCACAGCCAGCGGCAACACUACGAGCAGUAGCAGCAGCUCUGGCUCCUCUAUCUCGGUGUCGGGGAAGCCCUCGCCUCUCGCAGACUCAAAAAAAUCCGAUCUUAGCCUAGAUGGCAGACGUUCUCACUCCGGUGAGCUCGUCUUAGGGCCCAAUGACCCAAUUCCUGGUGCCACGUAUACCAAGAGUUCCAAGCCCGGGCACCGUCGUUCCGGCUCUGUUCCACUUAUCUACUCCGGUGGAAGCUUCUCACCUAGCUUCAGCACCGGUUUUGGAUCCAGUACUUCCUCCGCGAGCUCUCCGAUCGCUAAUAUCCUACCAGCAGGGAACAUAUACCCAUCUGGGAAGAUUGGCAAGACGACUACGAUGAACCGGAGUGGGGCGAGGACCGACACUCUAGGGUCUGGAAUUGGGAAUUAUGGCCAUGGGAAUAUAGUGAGGGGUGGUACCAGUGCUGCGAGCAGUGGGAAGCCGAUGGAAGCGGCAGUUUGCAAUGGCGUGGAUCCGGCAGUGAGAAGGGUGAUGAUAAGCGGUGAUCCUGAGGAGGUCAAAUGCGUGGGCAAUGAACAGUAUCGCAAAGGGAACUUUGCGGAGGCUUUGAAACUCUAUGAUCGGGCAAUUGCAUUGUGCCCGGAUAGCGCAGUCAGCCGGAGCAACCGUGCUGCAGCGCUGACGGGCCUCCGGAGGUUAGGGGAGGCUGUAAAGGAGUGUGAAGAGGCAUUGGUUUUGGAUCCUGCAUUCGGGCGGGCACACCAGAGGCUGGCAACGUUGCUUAUAAGCUUAGGACAAGUUGAGAGCGCUAGGAAACAUCUCUUGUUGGCUGGCCCACAGCCUGAUCCUGUUGAAUUUAGGAAGCUUCAAGCAGUGGAAAGGCAUUUGGACAUGUGUGCAGAGGCCCGGAAGGUUGGAGAUUGGAAGAGUGCACUUAAGGAGAGUGAUGCUGCCUUCACUGAAGGAGCAAAUGCUUCUUCAUUGGUAAUGGCUUCAAAAGCUGAAGCACAUCUUCGACUUCAUCAGCUUGAGGAAGCUGAUAUGGUCAUAUCCAAUGUAUUCAAACUUGAUAGUGUAUAUUCACCAUCCUCAAAUACUAAGUUUUUUGGUAUGCUGGCAAAUUCAUAUUUGUAUGUCGUCAGUGCCCAAGUGGACAUGGCUCGAGGAAGGUUUGAAAAUGCCAUUACUGCUGCUCAAAAAGCAAGGCAGGUUGAUCCUAGAAACGUGGAGAUAUAUACAUUAUUGAACAACACGAGAGCUGUAUCUCGAGCACGAACAUUAGGCAAUGAACUCUUUAACUCGGGAAAAUUUGCGGAAGCGAGCUUAGCUUAUGGGGAAGGACUCAAGUAUGACCCUGCAAACCCUAUUCUAUACUGCAACCGAGCUGCUUGCCGUUCCAAACUUGGACAAUGGGAAAAGGCUGUUGAGGAUUGCAACAAAGUUCUCAGUAUUCAAGCCAACUACACAAAAGCCCUUCUUAGACGGGCUGCCUCUUAUUCAGAGCUUGAGAGAUGGAGUGAAGCUGUUAGAGACUAUGAGGCUCUCAGGGAGCAGCUUCCUGGUGAUAUUGAGGUUGCAGAAGCCCUUUUUCAUGCUCAAGUCGGGCUAAAAACCUCUCGAGGGGAGGAAAUCUCAAAUAUGAAAUUUGGCGGGGAGGUUGAGGAAAUUAUAGGAUUUGAGCAUUUCCAGCAAGCCAUCAGUUUGCCUGGAGUAUCUGUCGUCUACUUCAUGGUGGGGCUCAACCACAACUGCAACCAGAUCACCCCAUUCGUCGAUACAUUGUGUAGAAGAUUUCCAUAUGUAAACUUUCUGAAGGUUGAUGCGAGCACAGUGCCGGUCAUUGUCAAGGCUGAGAACGUGAGGACUUUCCCUACGUUCAAGAUCUACAAGAGCGGCACAAAAGUGAAGGAGAUGAUCUGCCCCAGUCACCAGGUAUUGGAGUACUCAAUAAGGCAGUACAGUUCAUAGCUGACGAAGCAAAUUGCUUCCCAAACACGAUGAGAAGUCUCAGAAAGUGCCGACGUCAAUCAAUCAUGUUGGAACAGCAUGCGAGAGAGAAGCAAACAUGAUUACGCUGCAGCAAGAAUCCAAUCAUUUUCUAUCUUUUUCUUUUCUUUUCUUUGUCCAUACUAUGUUAUUCGUUCCUCAUUUCCAUUAAUAUUUUUUCCCCUCGCCGAGGUUGCAAUUCAACAUUUACCAAAACAAUUUUUUUUCUUACUAUUUCAUUCAACA